CAUCUGCAGAAGAACAAUAAUAUCACAGACAAAAAGAUGGGAACUGUUUUUCAUAACUCUUCGGAAGUGUAUACAAGUGACAGUGAAAAGGGCUUUGCUAUACAAAAAAGCCCUUCUGUUCCGAGGGAGCUAGAUGCAGGGGCAAAGUUUGUUCUCAAAUCUCGAGGAUCAUGGUGGCACUGUGGUUAUCAUUUGACGACAUCUAUUGUGGCUCCGGUGCUUCUAACUCUUCCUUACUCCUUCACUCUUCUGGGUUGGGUUGGAGGAGUGCUUUGGUUGACCCUUGCAGGACUUGUAACAUUCUAUUCAUAUAACCUUUUAUCUCUGGUCUUAGAACAUCAUGCACAACUUGGGCGUCGCCAGCUUCGAUUUAGGGAUAUGGCUAGAGAUAUUUUAGGACCUGGAUGGGCCAAAUACUAUGUAGGUCCACUUCAAUUUGUCAUAUGCUUUGGCACAGUGAUUGGUGGUCCUCUUGUGGGAGGAAAGAGCCUCAAGUUCAUUUACAUGCUCUACAACCCUGAAGGAACAAUGAAGCUUUACCAAUUUAUUAUUAUAUGUGGGGUCGUAACACUGAUUUUGGCUCAACUUCCAUCCUUUCACUCCUUGAGGCACAUUAAUCUGAUUUCUUUGAUUCUUUGUGUGACUUAUGCCACAUGUGUCACGGUUGGAUCUAUAUACAUUGGUCACUCAAAAAAUGCGUCACCUAGACAUUAUUCCGUAAGAGGUUCUACUGCAGAUCAACUUUUUGGUGUCUUCAAUGGUAUUUCAAUCAUAGCUACCACAUAUGCUAGUGGAAUCAUUCCAGAAAUACAGGCAACUUUGGCACCUCCUGUGAAAGGAAAAAUGUUGAAAGGACUAUGCAUCUGUUAUUCUGUUAUAGUCACUACCUAUUUUACUGUUGCCAUCUCAGGUUAUUGGGCAUUUGGCAAUCAAUCCAAUGCAACAGUUCUUGCUAACUUCAUUGGUGAGACAAAGCCUUUGCUGCCCAAAUGGUUUUUUUUUAUGACGAAUAUAUUCAUCCUUCUGCAAGUGAUUGCCUUGACAGCUGUUUAUCUGCAACCGACAAAUGAAUUAUUUGAAUCAACUUUUGGAGACCCAAAAAUGGGACAAUAUUCCAUUCGCAAUGUUGUGCCAAGGGUGCUAUUUCGGUCACUGUCAGUGGCAGCAGCCACGGUUCUAGCAGCAAUGUUGCCAUUCUUUCCAGAUAUAAUGGCCUUGUUUGGGGCAUUUGGAUGCAUUCCUCUUGAUUUCAUUUUGCCAAUGGUUUUUUUCAAUAUGACUUUCAAGCCAUCAAAAUACAGCAUGAUCUUUUGGGUGAACACAUUGAUUGCUGUAGUAUCCUCAAUUUUAGUAGUAAUAGGGGGAAUAGCAUCAAUUAGACAAAUAGUUCUUGAUGCCAAAACAUAUCACUUAUUUGCUGAUAUGUAAAUAUUAUAGCAAUACAACGA
Messenger RNA from Gastrolobium bilobum, 1448 nucleotides. Its product is annotated as GABA transporter 1-like. Gene Ontology annotation, cellular component: plasma membrane. The transcript has 7 exons. Lineage: Eukaryota; Viridiplantae; Streptophyta; Magnoliopsida; Fabales; Fabaceae. The coding region runs from base 37 to 1428 and encodes 463 amino acids. The record is from RefSeq and is a predicted model, not a curated record.